AUGCUGAGCAGCCAUUUGCAUUGGGGGCUGAUCCAAAAGUCAGGAAACAGUUGCUGUUUGUCCAGUGCUCAUUUUGUGGUAACAUUUUCCGCGGGAACCGCACUGCGCGCUACUCUCUUUUGUAAAAUAUCAGCAGUAAAAUCUGGAAAGGCCAUUAUAAAACAACUUUGUCUGACUCCGUUUCACCACUCAGAUUUUGGUUGUGUUAACUAA
Schistosoma guineensis is the source of this 213-nucleotide messenger RNA. Lineage: Eukaryota; Metazoa; Platyhelminthes; Trematoda; Strigeidida; Schistosomatidae. The record is from the annotation of a GenBank genome assembly.